AUGCUAUUCUUCAGCUUCUUCAAGACCCUAACUCAACAGACCGUGACAGUCGAGCUCAAAAACGACAUCAGCAUCCGCGGCACACUGAAAUCCGUCGACCAGUACCUCAACAUCAAACUCGACGAUGUGGUCGUGUUGGACGAGCUGAAAUACCCACAUCUGAGCUCCGUGAAGAAUAUAUUCAUCCGCGGCUCCGUCGUCAGAUAUGUGCAUCUCCCGCCGGAUAAGGUCGAUCGCUCCCUGCUAGAAGACGCUUGUCGCAGAGAGGCCGCGGCGCAGAAGGCCAAGGGGAGUUGA
Messenger RNA from Exophiala bonariae, 297 nucleotides. It is a transcript of the gene LSM2, whose product is annotated as U6 snRNA-associated Sm-like protein LSm2. Gene Ontology annotation, cellular component: U6 snRNP; U4/U6 x U5 tri-snRNP complex; Lsm1-7-Pat1 complex. The transcript is spliced from 2 exons. Bases 1 to 297 code for a protein of 98 amino acids. The record is from RefSeq and is a predicted model, not a curated record. Gene Ontology annotation, molecular function: RNA binding. Gene Ontology annotation, biological process: mRNA splicing, via spliceosome. Lineage: Eukaryota; Fungi; Ascomycota; Eurotiomycetes; Chaetothyriales; Herpotrichiellaceae.